Molecule: messenger RNA, 424 nt
Organism: Galendromus occidentalis (western predatory mite)
Lineage: Eukaryota; Metazoa; Arthropoda; Arachnida; Mesostigmata; Phytoseiidae
Exons: 5
Coding region: 45-389 (114 amino acids)
Source: RefSeq, a predicted model, not a curated record
UCUAUUGUUCCGCAGGGCUUUGGAAACUUCGGACUUCCCUGGAUAUGCAUCGCUUGAUUCUGAUUGGAUUCCUCGCCGGAGCUGUCAUCGCUGCCGAGCCGAACGCAGCUCGAGAAUGGUUUCUCAUGGUUGCGAAAGAACAAGGAAUGUCCGAUAGGGGAGCAGAGGGGCUGUUGAAGAUCAUCGAACAAAUUGACACCGAGGGUUUCUCGGCAGAUAAUAUGCCCUCGGUCCCGGAAGUGGAUGCUCUAGUCGCCAAGCUCCGCCCUCAAAUCGUGGAGAAAGCGACGGCGAUGAUGUGUAAGAAGGACGGUCCCAGGGUUCCAGCGGUGCUGGAUAUUAUGCAUCAGAGAGCGGUGGAAUACAUGGAGAGUCAAAAGACAAAAUAAAAAUGUCUUCAACGGAUUCCGAUUUCUUCACGAAA